Cucurbitaria berberidis CBS 394.84 is the source of this 3066-nucleotide messenger RNA. RefSeq lists its product as uncharacterized. The transcript has 4 exons. The record is from RefSeq and is a predicted model, not a curated record. The coding region runs from base 1 to 3066 and encodes 1021 amino acids. Lineage: Eukaryota; Fungi; Ascomycota; Dothideomycetes; Pleosporales; Cucurbitariaceae.
AUGUCUCUUUUGUAUGUUGCUGUGCUGCCUCGUUCACCAGGACUGCCUCCAGGAGGCGCUGCUGGCAAGCAGCAUGCCACCCUCGCCCUCUUCGAGUCCGUCAUAACCUCGUACCCGCCCGUCCUCGAAUCCCUCCUCGCCCAGAUCUCCACCCCCGCCCUCCUCCAGCUCUACCACACGUCACCCUACUUGCGCGACUUUCUACGCAACUAUCCGCUCGCAUGGAAGACGCUCUCCUUCCGGCUGCCCCAGCCCGCUGUCACCAACGUGGGCUCACCGGGCAACGAGACGCCCGAUAACAGGGAGCGCCAAUCCAAGGCAUACUCGUUCGACGCCCUCUUGAAGCAGAUCAUAGCGCCAAAUGGAACUCGCCUGACCAGUCUGGAUCUCUGCAACACCGCUGUGACCGGCAUAGCCCUUGUGGGGAGCGUGCUCGCACCGCGCAUCGAUACCCUCCAGCAUCUGUCCGUACGGGGCUGCAAGAACGUCUCCAUCAAAUACCACAUUGUGCCGUUUCUCGAGCCCUAUACCCUAAAGGACGCGCCAUGGAUGCAGAGGGACCUCGCUCUCAAGAGCCUCUACACGUAUCGCUGUCGACAUCACCGCCGACGACCCUACCUUCCGUCUUCGCUCAUACGGCGAGAUUCCGACUCCGACCCCACUCACCAGCUCAUCGAGAUCUGUCACCAGCUGGGAAUAUGGACGGAUACGGCAUGGUGCCCAAGUCCGGGAGGCAGGUGUUAUCGAAGAAAGGACUACCAUGCUGGAAGAGCAGGUCCGCAGAGCAUGGAGGUCUGGGUACCCUUCGACCGGUUAUGGAGAUCAAGCAAUCGCAUAGGACCCAUGGAAGGCACACGGAAACUAGGCCCCCACGAUGGCAGACUGUGGGAGAUUUCCGAGACUGGAGAAGACGGCGAGCCGCUUGGUGCCGAGAAUGGAGAAUACGCUGGAGAGGGCAAGCAUGUCCCAGCCCAUCUCAGGACAAGUCACACAACCUUCAUAGACGAAGUCAAGUGUGCGCAGUGCAACGAUGUCAUUUUGGAGCGCUGCGAGUCUUGCAGUGUCCGCAUGCACUGUAUGGGAUGCCGGAAGACGCUGUGUGCGAGCUGUGCAUUCAAUCGCCCAAUACCGAGGAAACGAGUCAAGACACGGCAUUUCGCAAAUCUAGCAUUCGGAAACAGCACCACACUGGGCAGUACACUUGGACAGGCGGCUGGGUCAGCUUCGUCAUUGGAGGACCGGAGUCGACAAGAAACAGUGGAGCGGAAUCGCUUCUGGUGGGCCCCAGGGUCAACACGAUCACCCAAUCUCAUGAACGAGACUGCCCAUGACGACGACUCAUCCGACUCAGAAGACGGUGGGAAUUUCAACAACGGCAUGCCUGUACCACCAGCAAAUCGAGAGCCACCAAGAUUGAACAUGCAUUGGUGUUGCCUGGAACCCAUCUUCUCUGGUGGCGGUGGUAUAGCGGUGUUAGGCAACGGGUUAGGCGGCAGAGGUGCGGAUAAGAUACGAGCAGCGCCUCUACCACGAACGAAGCACUUCGAGGACCCUGACUUCUCCAAUCAGCUUCGACCAGUUGAUUAUAUUCGGGAACUGAAGACUAACGGCCUUUAUGAAUACGUUCUUGGCGAAGACGUCGAUAUGCUGUCGUACCUAAAGCAAGAUACCCUUGACUUACAACAGCAGACAUGUCCGCGAGGGUUAUGUCAGGACUGCCAUCGGAGUUUUAGAUGGAAGGUAACUUGCCGAGCUUGCAAGAACCCGAUUUGCAAAGAACAUGACUUCAGAGCGUUGAAGGUUCGCAAAUGUGGAUACCGAGAUAUGCAUACUGAGCGAGAACAUGUUCGGUCACACAAUGAGCCUCCUCAGCGUCUAGUCAUUCCAGACUUCAAUCCUAACAGGACGAGUACACCAGACCCGGAGCGAACACCUACCGCAUCAUCACACAACGAUCUUUACUCAACUGCUGAUAAUGAAUCUGAAUCUUCCGAGACACCCAUGUCACAGUCACAGAUUCUUGUCGCCCCAGCUACUCUUGCGUCCGUUGAGAUGUCCGCGACCACAUCAUUCAACUCUACCUCAACCUCAACCUCUGAUCCAUUCUCGCUAGCCGCCUCCCUAUCCUUCGUCCCCGUCAGCUCAUCUCGGCCUCGUUCAUUCAGCGUGUCCGGUGUCCGCAGUCGCAAUUCGGGUUCCUGGCCAAACUCGCCUCGUGCACCGCCAACUUCAAUAACGAACCCUCCCCCGCUGCCGUGUAACCCACGGCAUCCUGUUCAAUGGGAGGGUUGCGGAGCGUAUUUCUGCCAGUAUCCGCGCCCGGGGGGAGACAACAGGCCGCAGUGCCCCGGAAUACUUAAGGAGUGCUCCGAGUGUGCUGUACUGGUUUGUGAUCAAUGCGCCGCAUUGAACCCAGCAUGCACAUGCACUUUCUGCACGGUAAACUACCACUGUCCCACAUGCGCCCGAAAAUCCAACGUACGCGCAAAGUGCCGCCUCGAAACUGAGACAAAGGCAAAGAAAGAAGCAGAGCUCCGUGCCCUGGCCAAGCUUGAAAAGGAUAGAGAAGAGCGAGGACAGGCAGAUGAGUUGGCCGGGGCGAUGCAUGAAUUCUUUGCCGGGGUCGAACCACCGAUUCCUGGUCCGGAUUCGAUCACCGUGACGACUGAAUUUGGGGUAAUGGAGGAGCCGGCAAACGUAACAGCUGUCAGCGCGGCUGGCCCAUCGCCUUUGCAUCACGUUAGCAUCCAUUUGGACGAUGAAGAGAACAACGUGGAGAUGACGGAAGAUUUACACGAGGAUCUGCAGACAUUACAACAGAACCUAGCGCACAUGCAGCUUCCGGCGCACACGUUUGAGAUGAUGAUACCCUUGAUAACGGAAGCGGAGUUGCAUGUGGGGCAUGUGCAGGACGGGGACGAUGUCAAUGACACUGGAGAAGAGGCGGAUAUGGAUAUGGACGACUUCGACACGGAUGCCGAGAGUGCUUUUAUUGAGGAGUUCAUGGAUGCAGAAGGACAAGCGGAUGGAGGGGUGCUCACGCCAACCAUGACACAUACCGCGUAA